Molecule: messenger RNA, 3190 nt
Organism: Linum tenue
Lineage: Eukaryota; Viridiplantae; Streptophyta; Magnoliopsida; Malpighiales; Linaceae
Source: the annotation of a GenBank genome assembly
GAAGUGGUAAGCCCACCACCACCAUCCCUCAAAACUCAAAUGCCAGAUUUGGGCUUUUCUCUUCUUCUCCCUCUCUCUACCUGCUUUCAGUCAUCCAUCGGGUCCUCCCCCGUCUCUUCUUCACCUCUCUCUCUCUUCCCCAAUUCCAUUCUUCCUCCCUCAUCACAAACCCUAACCCUAGCACCUUUCCCCAGAAAAAUUUCCGCUUUCCUCGCACGAUUCGCUAUUCUACCUUUCCUCCGGGCAAUCGAUCAUCAGCCGAUUUGAUCUGUAAACCUUCUCAUUCCGAUCUGUUGUAUUCUGAUUCGAAAUCCCCCCCCGUUUGUUUUCAUAGUUUCUAAAGAGCUUUUAUUUCUAUCAGCCAUGGCCAGCUCUAAAUCACUAUGAUGACAACCAUCGGGCCCAUAGGGUUUUUCAUGUUUCUAGGGAACCGUCACAACCAAUUGCAUGGGUUUGAGCAAUGCCUGAGCUUCGCCGAGGUGUACGCAGAGGGCGCGCAGGGUUAGCGCCUAAGAAUAAACGACAAUCGGAGGAGCCUCCCGUCACCCCUGUUUGCGCGAGGGCCGCUGUUGCUAGAGAGGCUAAGAAGAGGCCGAGGACGAGAUUGCAGGCGAGGCGACUGAAGGAGAAGGAAGAGCAGGAGAAUAAUAACGGUAGGGAGGUAGACAACGACGAGGUAGCUGUGAUAUCGGAUAGAGAAGAAGAGAGCGAAGGGAAAGAAGAAAAUUUGGUUCCUGUUAUCGACCUUGAAGCAGAAGGAGGAGUUAGAGUUGGUGGGAUGGGUGACGAUAGUGGUGGCUUGAGUGCUAACAAUGCCGCUGGACAGGAAGAAGAGGGGACUACUGUUCCCUUCCCUGAAAGGGUUCAAGUGGGAGGGUCACCUAUGUACAAGAUAGAAAGAAAGUUGGGCAAAGGUGGAUUCGGUCAAGUGUUUGUUGGCCGUCGUCUCAGUGGUGGGAGUGACCGUGGUGGAAUGGGCCCUGGCGCCACAGAGGUGGCUGUGAAAUUUGAGCACCGAAAUAGCAAAGGCUGUAACUAUGGCCCCCCUUACGAAUGGCAAGUUUACAACACUCUUGGUGGUAGCUAUGGGGUGCCGAGAGUGCACUUCAAAGGAAGGCAUGGAGAUUAUUAUGUAAUGGUUAUGGACAUGUUAGGACCAAGUCUGUGGGAUGUUUGGAAUUCUUCUGGUCAAGCGAUGACUGCGGAAAUGGUAUCUUGUAUAGCUGUUGAAGCUCUUACUAUCCUAGACAAAAUGCACGCACGCGGUUAUGUGCAUGGAGAUGUAAAGCCAGAGAACUUUUUACUCGGUCAGCCUAAUACACCACAGGAGAAGAAACUGUUUCUUGUGGACUUGGGUUUAGCGACAAAGUGGAGAGACAGUGGCAGUGGGGAGCAUGUUGACUAUGACCAACGUCCUGACAUGUUUAGAGGGACUGUGCGAUAUGCUAGUGUUCAUGCUCACCUGGGAAGGACUGCUAGUCGGAGAGAUGACCUUGAAUCUCUGGCUUACACACUCAUUUUCCUACAUCGAGGCAGGUUGCCAUGGCAAGGCUAUCAGGGUGACAACAAGUCCUUUCUAGUUUCUAAAAAGAAAAUGGCAACAUCUCCAGAGAUGCUAUGCUGCUUUUGCCCACAACCUCUGAAACAAUUUCUCGAGAUUGUAGUCAAUUUGAAAUUUGAUGAGGAACCAAACUACUCCAAGCUUAUUUCUUUAUUUGAAGGCUUAUUAGGGCCAAACCCAGCUAUAAGGCCUAUAAACACAGAGGGCGCUCAAAAGAUCAUCUCUCAAGUUGGUCAGAAGCGUGGUAGGUUAAAUAUCGAGGAAGAUGAUGGGCAGCCACGGAAGAAGGUUCGCCUUGGAGUUCCUGCUACACAAUGGAUCUCAGUGUAUAAUGCUAGGCGGCCAAUGAAACAGAGUGCUUCAGUAUGUUUCUUGUUUACUGAUGGCACCAUUACAAUUUGGUUGCUGAUAUUGGUUAAAAUAUGGUUUAAUGAUGCUCAUGGUUUUCGACGACUCGUGUGCGUUUCAAUCAGGUACCAUUACAAUGUGGCUGAUGGAAGGUUGGCACAGCAUGUGGAUAGAGGAAUUGCAGAUGGUCUUCUUAUAAGUUGCGUGUCAUCGUGUUCCAAUCUUUGGGCAUUGAUUAUGGAUGCAGGAACUGGUUUUACUAGUCAGGUUUACGAACUGUCCCCUUUUUUCUUACACAAGGAAUGGAUUAUGGAACAAUGGGAGAAGAACUACUACAUUAGUUCAGUUGCUGGUGCGAAUAAUGGAAGCUCCCUAGUGGUCAUGUCUAAAGGGACUCAAUACACCCAACAGUCUUACAAAGUAAGCGAUUCAUUUCCCUUCAAGUGGAUCAACAAGAAAUGGAAAGAAGGAUUCCAUGUGACCUCAAUGGCCACUGCUGGUUCCCGCUGGGGUAUUGUCAUGUCUCGCAAUGCUGGCUUCAGUGAUCAGGUUGUGGAGCUUGAUUUUCUGUAUCCUAGUGAAGGCAUACACCGAAGGUGGGACGGUGGUUUCCGAAUCACUUCCACAGCAGCUACUUCCGAUCAAGCUGCUCUAAUUUUGAGUGUCCCUAGACGCAGACCUAAUGAUGAAACUCAGGAGACUUUGCGUACGUCUCAAUUCCCAAGUACACACGUGAAGGUAAGCAAAUGCUCUUCCCUGAAAAAUGGGCAAAGAACCUGUACCUGGCGUGCAUCUGCUAUGGGCGGACUGUUUCAUGAGAUCCUAAACCAGCUGCUGUUGCAAAUAAACGAAAUUCGAGCAGGGCACUAUUGUUGUUGUUCGGAUGGUGUGCUGGAGCUCUCUUUCAUUUUGCGGUUGCAUUGCCAUGUAUAGAAUGACGUAGGGAGUGUUGACGAGGCUGCUGCGAUGCAACGUUGGGGUUAUUGAAGGAGAGCAAGCUGUUUAGGUGUGCUGUGCGCUGUAUGAAGGUGUUAUAUGUCAUUGUUCGAUUCUAGGACAUGUAAUUUUAGCUAUUGAAGACGAAUUAUUAUGCAUCUUAUUUGUUUUUGUAUGCACAAAAUGUUCACUGGAGGUUGUGCUAAGACAUGCUCACGCAUUCACUCGAGUAAGAAAAAUUGUUGCUAUCUAUUGAAAUGUGAUCACCUAGUAUGAGCUUCCUUUCAUUUACAAAUUUGAAAUUUGCCUUUUCCCACCAUAAGGAUCUUGAAAGGACAUAAAGCC